This is a messenger RNA of Erpetoichthys calabaricus (reedfish), 937 nucleotides long. It is a transcript of the gene figla, whose product is annotated as folliculogenesis specific bHLH transcription factor. The coding region runs from base 109 to 750 and encodes 213 amino acids. NCBI's taxonomy places the organism in Eukaryota, Metazoa, Chordata, Cladistia, Polypteriformes, Polypteridae. Gene Ontology annotation, molecular function: RNA polymerase II transcription regulatory region sequence-specific DNA binding; protein dimerization activity; DNA-binding transcription factor activity, RNA polymerase II-specific. The transcript has 4 exons. The record is from RefSeq and is a predicted model, not a curated record. Gene Ontology annotation, biological process: regulation of transcription by RNA polymerase II; developmental process.
AUCGCGGCUUUGGCGCUGACUUGGUUUGGCGCGCAAAACUGCGGUGCUUUGACCGACGACGCUGCCGCUGAACUGACGCAAUAAACCUAAUGAUUUGGAGGUAUCAGGAUGGACCUAGAGGAAGCUCUCUUUCCACCCCUUAUGCUCGCCCCCGAACCGGAGCUCAUGGAGGAGGUGGUCAUACAUGUGUAUAGCACUGGAGUCAUUCCUUCUCCGGCUCCCAUCACCAAGCUGAAGCGGGGUCUGGAUGGGGUGUACCGCUCGACCCACGACUGGGACGACAUCGUGAGGAAGAGGCAGAUGGCCAACGCUAAAGAGAGGGAGAGGAUUCGUAAUCUGAACAGUGGUUUCUCAACGCUGAAAACUCUUGUUCCUCUGAUCCCAAGAGAUCGCAAACCAAGUAAAGUGGACACUUUGAAAGCUGCAGCAGAAUACAUUCGUCUGUUGCAGCAUGUAUUGGAUGAGACUGAAGAUAUAGAGAGGUUGGAAGGUUUUGUGGAGGCAGAAUUCAAUGAUGGAAUGACUGUUCCUAUAUCCUUGAUAAGGGAUAUUUCUGGAGGCACUGACCCUGUCCAGUCAGGCAUGUUUAUACAGACCAAUGCUGUUUGCACUCAGCCAGAGCUUUCAGAGCUGACUUGUCCACCAAUGAUGCUGAGAAGAUGUGUGUUACCUACUUAUAUAAUUCAACUACAGCCUAACAGAAAUCUGAGACCGUGUGGAUUAAAUGAGCGCAAGAAGGGAUAUAACUGAAGGAGCAUCCAGUUUAAACCUGAACUAAAAAAAUGCACGGAGUGUUUAAUACACUGCAACUAAUUUAAGAGUUUAUAUACAGUAUAGUAAUAAAUUGUGUUCAAUCUGGUCUUUGAGGUCUUCAUUUGCAGUAAGAGUUGAUUUGUAUUAAAGAUGGGCAAAAGCUUUUUUUGUAUACCAUAUGCAA